Messenger RNA from Perkinsus marinus ATCC 50983, 885 nucleotides. RefSeq lists its product as hypothetical. The record is from RefSeq and is a predicted model, not a curated record. Lineage: Eukaryota; Perkinsozoa; Perkinsida; Perkinsidae. Bases 1 to 885 code for a protein of 294 amino acids. The transcript has 5 exons.
AUGACAUCUGCGGUUAACAAAUCGUCUAGCGCAGUGGAAGGAACGACGACUGUCGAGGAGAGUGCUCCUGGUAAGGUAGCACACUCUCCGAGUAAGGAGGAUGAGGGAGGUACUCGGCCUGCCCAUGAACCAGACUGUCCUGAUACAUCGUUUGACACUAGAGAGGCUGAGGACCCUCAAGGGCAGGAGGUCAAAAAGGGGCCUAGGUGGAAAGGAAGGGCCCAUUUCCCAUCAGCUGAUGAGACCAGUAUGGGUAAGACUGAGCUGAUGGCGUUGAAGACUAAGCCACGGAGUAAGUCGAUGCAGGCGACGCCCACAGUACAUUUUCAAGAGUCGGUGUCGUUUUGCUCAUUCGACAGUGAGAGCCCUCUGGAGGAGCUUAUGCUCUCCCGUGUAUUUGGAUGCUUCAGACCAGUUGUGCGUGGGUGUUGUACGGCCCUUCCGGAUAAGCCUGUCCGGUCGAGUAGUAGUUAUCGGCUGAGUAGAGGGCAUUCAGCAGCGAAGUUGGUGGCUCCUAAAAGGAGUAUUCUCAAGAAGGAACAACUUCCGAAUCUUGAUAUGGUGUUAAAUCAGAAUGAGCUCACGACGGAUUCGUUGCAGCUAGCAGAGUCGAAUAAGGAGCAUUUUGCCUCGUCAGUUUCGCUAUGUUCAACAGUGGCCUCGCUGUAUGGAGACUUCUACGAGGAUAUGGAGGAGGACUUCCGCCCAUCUAGUGUUCACUUCCGUCCACAGCAAGUUGAAUAUACUUUUGAUGACGAACGCCUCCUUUCGGUGUCUCUGGGAAAGACAGCGGAUUAUGACGGUGCUUCGAAUGAGAAGCGAGCAGAGAAGUUGGCUGAGGAGACGGCCACGAGAGCUGUGGCUAGAGGAGUGUAUGCCUUCUAA